UCUCUCUGACUUCCAAAUUAUGGUGUGAAACACAAGAUUAGUGGUUUUUAGUCGUCGUCUCCACUCGGCUUGACGCGUGCAUUCUUACCUCCUCGACCUUCGCCCUAUAAAUUCCAGCAGCCCAAAUUUGAAAAUCCUCGUCAAAAGAAAAGUAACUUAGGCUACACUUUAGAUUUUUCUUUCUUUUUGAAAAAUUUGGUAAAGGGAAAAUGGGAAGUGAAGCUGGGAUUGUGAGGAAACCCAGAUUUCUUGGCCUCCAUGGAUUUAGAACAAGUGGAGCGAUUCUCAAGACACAGAUAGAGACCAAAUGGCCUAAAUCGGUAUUGGAAAAGAUCGAUAUCGUUUACCCAGAUGCGCCGUUUCCAGCUCAGGGGAAAUCCGAUGUCGAAGGGAUCUUCGAUCCUCCUUAUUACGAGUGGUUUCAAUUCAAUAAGGAAUUUACGACUUACACAAAUUUUGACGAAUGUCUUGCUUAUAUUGAAGAUAUUAUAAUUAAACAAGGACCUUUCGAUGGCCUUCUAGGUUUUUCACAGGGAGCAAUCUUAUCGGGUGGGUUGCCCGGAUUGCAGGCGAAGGGUAUGGCGCUUACAAAAGUUCCCCAAAUAAAGAAUUUGAUAAUAAUUGGAGGGGCUAAAUUCAAGAACGUAACAGUGGCAGAAAACGCUUAUUCUUCUCCCAUCCACUGCCCAUCUCUUCACUUUUUAGGAGAGAAUGAUUUCCUGAAACCAUAUGGAUUGGAGCUGUUGGAAUCGUGUGUAGAUCCUGUUGUCAUCCAUCACCCAAAGGGCCACACUAUUCCCCGAUUUGAUGAAAGUGGCUUAAAGAUGAUGCUGAGCUUCCUGGAGAGGAUUGAAAAGGAUAUUUUGUCUGAACAAGAAAAGGAUGUAUGCUAUAAAGAGGAAGAGAAUGUCGUAGAAGCUUAAAGAAAUGGAUAUACUUAUUACCGGGCCAACAAAUACAUAUGUUAUCAUUAUAACAAGAAUAAUACUUUUAAAUUAAUUUCAGAA
Messenger RNA from Gossypium raimondii (Peruvian cotton), 1007 nucleotides. RefSeq lists its product as uncharacterized. The transcript has 6 exons. The coding region runs from base 210 to 923 and encodes 237 amino acids. Lineage: Eukaryota; Viridiplantae; Streptophyta; Magnoliopsida; Malvales; Malvaceae. The record is from RefSeq and is a predicted model, not a curated record.